UCGAACGCUCAACUCAACAUCCCGGUCAACGUAUAUGAACAUCCUCUGAGACACUGCCCUCGUCAGCGGAGCGCCCUCCCCUCUCUCCUACCUCCUGUCAUCCUUCUCGUCGUCCUGCUGUAGCCAUGAGCAGCUCUGACGCGUCUAUCGAGAAAGAGAAGCGCGGCGCCGACCAUGAGGUCGCCGAGUCCUACGACGUCGAUGUGGCGGCACAGCUGGUUGCGGGGAGCGACGGUCCUGUAGAUCCUGCGGAGGCAAACCGGGUCAAGCGGAAAAUCGACCUCCACAUCCUCCCGCUCAUGUGCCUUCUUUACCUAAUGCAGUUUGCUGACAAGACGACCCUCGGCCAGUCUGCGGUCCUAGGCAUCCUGAAAGACGCGCACCUCGGGCAGAACCAGUUCGACUGGCUCAGCACGAUCUUCUAUCUCUCCUUCCUUGCCUUCCAGCUCCCGCAGAGCUACGCGCUCCAGCGGCUCCCCGUCGGCAAGUGGGUCAGCGUGAACAUCCUCGUCUGGUCCAUCGCGCUCCUCUGCCACGCCGCCGCGAAGAGCUUCGGCACCCUCCUUGUGUGCCGCUUCUUCCUCGGCAUGGCGGAGGGCGCGAUCACGCCGGGCUUCAUGAUCGUCACGUCGAUGUUCUAUACGCGCACGGAGCAGACGAGAAGGGUGGGGUAUUGGUUCUUGAUGAAUGGCACGGCAGUCAUCUUCCUCGGCCUGGUCGCGUACGGGACGCUGCACAUCUCGCACGGCGCGCUCGACCCCUGGCAAUGGCUGAUGAUAAUCACGGGGCUGAUCACGUUCGUCACCGCGAUCCUCUUCUGGUUCUUCUUCCCCGACUCGCCCGCGACAGCGCGCUUCCUGACGCACGCGGAGAAGGGCGUCGCCGUCGCGCGCAUCAAGACGAACCAGGCGGGCGUCGAGAACAAGCACUUCAAGCGCGAGCAGGUCCUCGAGGUGUUCAAGGACCCGAAGACGUACCUCUUCUUCUUCUUCGCGGCCAUCUCGAACGUCACGAACUCGCUGAGCAACCAGCGCCAGAUCAUCGUCGCGGAGUUCGGGUUCUCCGCGAUCGACACGACGCUGCUUGGGUGUGUGGACGGGCUCUUUGAGAUCAUUUGGAUCUUCGUCGGCACGAUGGGCGCGUCGUACUGGCCGCACGGGCGCGCGUACAUGUGCGCGCUGCACUACCUCGUCGCGAUCCUCGGCGCUAUCCUCGUCACGACACUGCCGUGGUCGGACAAGGUUGGAUUGUUGUUCUCGUAUUGGAUCGCGAUCAACUACAUCGUGCCCUUCGUGAUCUUCCUCUCCUGGGUCGGCAACCUCACCGCGGGGCACACCAAGCGCGUGACCACGAACGCGAUCGUCAUGGUCGGGUACGCCGUCGGGAACGCCGUCGGGCCGCAGUACUGGCAGGCGCGGUACGACCCGCGCAACCGCGUGCCGUGGGCGAUCCUCGCCGCGUGCUGGGCCGCCUCGAUGCUCAUCAUCCUCGCGACGCGCUUCUACCUCGCGCGCGAGAACGGGAGGCGCGAGCGCGAGCCGAGGGACGCGACGUAUGACGAAGUGUACAUCGUGGACGAGAAGGGCGAGGAGCAGAGGGUGGAUAGGGCGUUCUUGGAUCUCACCGACAUGCAAAAUCGGGAUUUCAGAUACGUGCUGUGAUGAGAGAGGAUCGCGGGAGGGGUGCAUACGCGCAAGAAGGAUCUUGAUGCCAGCUCGGUAGGCAUGUAUUAUAUUUGCUUGGGAGACGAACGCGCGUUGGUAGCGUGCAUGUAACGACUACUUAUUGGACGAGCUUUGGGCUAUAUAAUACAGGAUACUCACCAUAAUUAGACUGGAAUGAAUAUGUUUGGCACGUUGUACGAGCUCAACUAAAUGUCACGACGAACAGCAUGGGGCCCGCGU
Molecule: messenger RNA, 1904 nt
Organism: Fomitopsis serialis
Lineage: Eukaryota; Fungi; Basidiomycota; Agaricomycetes; Polyporales; Fomitopsidaceae
Product: MFS general substrate transporter
Exons: 11
Coding region: 126-1661 (511 amino acids)
Biological process (GO): transmembrane transport
Cellular component (GO): membrane
Molecular function (GO): transmembrane transporter activity
Source: RefSeq, a predicted model, not a curated record